UUCAAAACGAAAAUGCAAACCAAAAGAAAAGGGCACGCAAGCAGAAACGAAUGACGAAAGUUCGAGGAAGUGUCGCAGUUUGGUAAAAAUAUUACAAAACACAUCCAUUAUUUUCCCAUUUUGUGAAAAUUUGGAUUCUUUUGCGUUCAAUAAGUGACAUAAAAGCGAAGCUAAGCAUCUGCUGUAACUUCGCAAAGUGAAAUUCUGAGUUCGUUUAUUUUAUUCAGCAGGUAAACAAGAGCGUCCGGGAAAAUGGCGUCAACACAAAGCGUAAAUGCCGAAGCGAUAGCAAAUUCUAUCGCAACCAUCAACAGCAGUCCGGCCCAGGACGGAGACGAACGGUACUGCUGGGUUUGCUUCGCCACCGACGAGGACGACAAAUUGGCUCCGUGGGUUCAGCCUUGCAACUGCCGUGGAGCGACCAAAUGGGUCCACCAGAGCUGCCUGCAGCGCUGGGUCGACGAGAAGCAGAAGGGCAACACAUUCAAACGGGUCAGCUGUCCGCAGUGCCAGAGCGAGUACAUCAUUGUACUGCCCUCGAUGGGGGCACUGGCAAACGUACUGGAGGGGAUCGAUACGUUGAUCAAACGGGUAAGCCCGUUCCUGACGGCCGGGGUGAUUGUGGGGUCGAUCUACUGGACGGCGGUUACCUACGGAGCGGUUACGGUUCUGCAGACUGUCGGGUACGACGAGGGACUGGCACUGAUGCAGCGGGCCGAACCGAUCGUUUUGCUGAUUGGGCUGCCAAUGGUUCCGGUAGGACUAAUUUUAGGUCGAAUGAUACGUUGGGAGGAGUUUGUGCUGCGGUUUCUGCAGACCAAAUCGUUUAGCGUUCGAAAGUUCCCGAUGUUGAGCUUACUGUUGCCAAUUUCAAACAUCGAAGACGACCCCCUUUACAGCGGGUCGCUGUCCGGCGGUGGCAGUAGAAGUAGUGGUGACGGCGGAACACCGCCCGCCCAGAAUCAACUUUCACCGGGAACUGUGGUGAGUGCAGAUCCGUUGUCUGCCACCCGUGUCCUGUGUGGUGCCCUGCUGCUUCCCACCGUUUCCUCGAUCGUGGGUCGAGUGUUCUUCGAUUCCAUUCGGAACAACUUCCAACGGGUGCUGGUCGGCGGGUUCGCCUUUGUGGUGGCGAAAGGUGUUCUUAAAAUCUAUUUCAAACAAAAGCAGUACAAUAGGAAAAAACAACGCCGCAUCCUGGAUUACACAGAGGAGAACAAGCAGAAGUACCUCGCAGGGAGCUCCCAACAUCCGGUCGGGCAUGGUCAAGCCGGGCAUCGGCACGGACCGUAGAGGAAACGUGUUAUAUUUUUUAGAUAUUUUUCCUUCAUCUUUAAUGUCCGUUCCGUGGCUGAUAGAAUUCUAUCUAGGAUAUCACUUUUAUAAACUGUUGUGUAGCCAGCGAUACGAUACUCUAGAUGGAUCAUUUUCCUAUGUCUAAACUACUGAGAAGACUAGAUAAAGAAUGUUAUCUAUGUAAAA
Messenger RNA from Armigeres subalbatus, 1482 nucleotides. RefSeq names its product E3 ubiquitin-protein ligase MARCHF5-like. Gene Ontology annotation, biological process: protein polyubiquitination; regulation of mitochondrial fission. Gene Ontology annotation, cellular component: mitochondrial outer membrane. The transcript is spliced from 3 exons. Gene Ontology annotation, molecular function: zinc ion binding; ubiquitin protein ligase activity. Lineage: Eukaryota; Metazoa; Arthropoda; Insecta; Diptera; Culicidae. The coding region runs from base 253 to 1293 and encodes 346 amino acids. The record is from RefSeq and is a predicted model, not a curated record.